This is a messenger RNA of Drosophila busckii, 2657 nucleotides long. RefSeq names its product spondin-1. Gene Ontology annotation, biological process: cell adhesion. Gene Ontology annotation, molecular function: serine-type endopeptidase inhibitor activity. Gene Ontology annotation, cellular component: extracellular matrix. The record is from RefSeq and is a predicted model, not a curated record. The coding region runs from base 25 to 2655 and encodes 876 amino acids. Lineage: Eukaryota; Metazoa; Arthropoda; Insecta; Diptera; Drosophilidae. The transcript has 6 exons.
CUGUAGCUGCAGCUUGUUAGGAACAUGAAAUAUUUGCUAGUAUUAUUGCUGCUUUGGGCGCCCUAUGUGCGCACAUUGAUCUGCACACGUCGUCCAGCAAAUACGCAGACACCCAAGUCGCCGGUUGACGAGAAUUAUGUGAUAAGCAUUACAGGCAAUCCGGAAACGUAUAUACUAGGACAGGAGUACAAUGUCUCGCUGAACGCCUUCAAUGGACAUCGCUAUAUAAGCUUUAUACUCGCGCUGGAGAACGAAUACGGCGACUUUAACUAUAUGAACGAUCUGGGGCGCUUUGAGUUGAGCGACUUAAUCGAGACGCGCUUUAGUCCCAACUGUGUAAACAUGGUGGAGAAUACGAAUACAAAUCCCAAGACGCAUAUGCAUCUCACUUGGAUAGCUCCCAGCGAGCGCGGCAGCGGCUGCAUACUGAUAAGAGCAACAGUGUUGCAGCAUCGCGAUGUCUGGCACAUGGACGAUGGCGGCUUGACCAGACGCAUAUGCGAGGAAGUGGUGGACGAUGUAGAGAGUCAGCCCAGCAGUCACACAGCUGAUGCUCCUUGCUGUGCUUGCGACGAAGCGGGCUAUGAGCUUACCUUUGAAGGCGUUUGGUCGCGUAAUUUGCAUCCACGCAACUUUCCCGCACGCAGUUGGGAGACGCGCUUCUGCGAGCUGCUUGGCGCUUCACAUAGCUCUGACUAUCGCUUCUGGGAGUCUGGUGCGCUAGCCAGCGCGGGUGUCAAGCAGUAUGCGGAGCACUGCUCCUCCAAUCUGCUGGAACGUGAAUUUUCCAUCAACUUUCGUGAGCAAAAGAUACGCACGAUUAUAAAGGCACGUGGUCCUGCUUUUCCUAAUCUCAAUGGCAAAGCAAUGGCAACGGUGCGUGUCGAUCCUUUGCACCAUAUGGUGUCCUUUGCAUCCAAAAUUGAGCCCUCACCAGACUGGAUUGUAGGCAUUAGCGGUUUGGAGUUGUGCAUGCGCAAUUGCACUUGGCUGGAAACAAAGCUUAUUAAACUAUAUCCUUGGGAUAUGGGCACAGAUGCGGGUCCUACUUACACGUCGCCAGAUCAGCCACAGGUACCACCAGAUGUUAUUAGACGCAUGCGCUCAGAUUUUCCAAAUGAUCCACGCUCGCCAUUUUAUGAUGAAAGUGGCGCGCCCAUGAAGCCUAUGGCUACAUUAACCAUACGACGCCGACGUCUCUACGAACGGCGCUGUGCAGAUGAAGAAUCCAACAACGAACCGGAUGUGCCACGUGACUGUCUAACUCAUCCGUGGUCCAGCUGGAGUGACUGCUCAGCCAAGUGUGGCGAUGGCGUACAAAUCAGACGACGCGUUUACAAGCAACCAGAGCUGGCGCGACUGCGCAACUGCAAUGUGCCGCUAUAUGACGAGCGUGCCUGUCAAGGCCAAGUUUGUGGUGGAAUUGAUCCCAUGCUCAAUGCUCGUGAGGAUGAGUUUGCAGAGUUUGGAGCAGCCAGACAACAGAAUACGUAUGAGCGUCGCGCAGAGUGUCAGCUAUCAGCCUGGAGCGACUGGAGUUCAUGCAGUGUUACCUGUGGCGAAGGCUAUCAGGCACGUCAGCGUCAGUAUCUGAGUCCAGGCGUUGAGCUAAAAUGUCAGAGCGUGCAUAGAUUGGAGCUGCAGGAGAUGCGUAAAUGCUCAGGCAGGUCUUGCUUGGGUAAUUUACCAACAGACGAGUCCAUAGGUGGCGAUUUGGAUGCGCCAGAUGAGCAGAACCGCCAAGAACCGUUUGCAGGUGAUAAUUACAACAGCUUCAAUAGAGAGUUUGAACGGGAACCCACGGACGAAAACUUUGCCGGCACAGGCUUUAGCGUAGGCGACUUAAAAGGCAAUCAGCCUCAGUGGAAUAACGUUCCAGAGAUGCCCAUACGCAAAUUGGGACAGACAAUGUCACGCCAGCCGCAGAUGUAUGACGAAGGCAACAAUAGAGCAGCUUACUAUGGCAAUUAUCCACGCUUAGAGGAUGAUGAGCGCACUUCCUGGCAGCGCAAGCAAACUUCAGAUAAUAGCGAAGCUGAAGAUCCUCAACAGCGCUGGGGUAACAACGCUGUGGCAGAGCCACGACAGCGCUGGGGUAACAAUGCUUUGGAAGAGCCACGACAGCCAGAGGAGGAGCGUCCCACUGCAUCUCGUCAAAGUUUCGGCAAUGCUCCCUAUGCAGCGUCAGAGAAUGAAGAUGCUGAAAAUAAUGCAUCACGCGCUUCCUGGUCAAGGCAAAGCUCUAAUAAUAAUAAAUACGAUCAAGAUCGAGACACUGGCGAAAGCAACAUAGAGACAGCAGAAGUGGAUGCUUAUCUAUCCAUACGCUGUUUCCAAAUGCUAGGCACUAGUUUGCCGCGCUGUCACGAUAGAACCAUUGUGGGAAACUUUUGGUUCUACAAUUAUUGCGCCGACGAAUGCAUGUUGUUUGCAGCAGAUCCUUGUGAUCGUAAUGUGAAUAAAUUCAGCAGUUUGGAAGCAUGCGAGCAGUGCCGUCGCCCCGAGUUCCAGCAGCUGCAAGAGAAGCAUUCAAAGUCACAGGCAUGCGAAAUGUUUUUAGCUUCGUGGCAGGCGCAGGAAAAACAUUUGGAGCAAGAACGACAGCAAAAACGCAGACCUUCAAGCAGAAGACGCAAUUAUCAAAAUAGAAAUUAAAG